AUGAUUGCUUUACCGCGCGAAUUUUCUGACCCUUUACAGAGAGACCGAACUCGUUCACCGCGUCGUCGAUCGCGAAGCCCUCGACGCAGCCGCCGCUCCUACUCCCCUCGUAGCCGCUCUCACAGUCGAGGCGGCGACGACUACCGUCGAAGCGAACGCCGAUCUAGAAGUCCCAUGAGUGGUGCACCCAACACCUCUGGAGGAUACGCGGGGUCAGGCUACGGCGGUAGAGGUGGAGGUUCAGGAGGUCCGCCCCGGACAUUCGAAGAUCGGUCGGCUGCAAAAGAGCAAAUGAUGCAAUCGGUUCGCGAGUCGUCCCAGCAAGACCGCCGAGUCUAUGUGGGCAAUUUGGCUUACGACGUCAAAUGGCAUCAUCUCAAAGAUUUCAUGAGACAGGCUGGAGAAGUUCUCUUUGCCGAUGUCUUACUACUUCCAAAUGGAAUGUCGAAGGGAUGCGGGAUUGUGGAAUAUGCAACUAGGGACCAAGCCCAACAAGCUAUUUCAACGCUCAGCAAUCAGAGCCUCAUGGGUCGUCUCGUCUACGUUCGAGAGGACCGCGAAACCGAACCUCGAUUCAUCGGCCCCCCCGGCGGCCGCGGCGGCGGCGACUUCGGCGGCGCUCCUCCAAGAGGCGCUUACGGUGGAGGCUAUGGUGGAGGCCAUGGCGGCGGAGGUGGCGGCGGCGGCGCAGGUGGUGGUCGUCAACUCUACGUCUCCAAUCUCCCAUUCAAUGUUGGUUGGCAGGAUCUGAAGGACUUGUUCCGUCAAGCUGCACAGGAAGGAGGUGUCAUUCGAGCCGAUGUCCACAUGGACCCGACAGGCAGACCGAAAGGUACCGGUAUCGUCGCAUUCGAAUCCGCCAACGACGCUCGCAACGCUAUUCAGCAAUUCAAUGGCUACGAUUGGCACGGACGCGCACUCGAAGUUCGAGAAGAUCGAUAUGCAAGCAGUGGCCCCGGUGCUGGCUUUGGCGGCCGCGGCGGAUUUGGUGCUGGAGGAGGAUUCGGCAUGCGUGGCGGCUUUGGCGGAGGCAGAGGAGGCUUCGGUGGUCGUGGAGGUUAUGGUGGUGGUGGCGGCGGUGGCUACGGAGGUGGACGAGGCGGCUAUGGCGGUGGAGGUGGUUACGGAGGUGGAGGGUAUGGUGGUGGUGGUGGCGGCGGCGGUGCUCCUGCUGUUCCCCAAGAACAAGCCGCUCCAAACCCUUUCACCGACUUCGCAACCUUUGGAGGAGAGCGAAGCCAGAUCAUUUACGUCCGAAACCUCCCAUGGUCCACGAGCAACGACGACUUGGUCGAAUUGUUCAGCACUAUUGGCAAGGUCGAACGUGCAGAAAUCCAGUACGAGCCUAAUGGACGCUCUCGAGGCACAGGUGUGGUGGAGUUUGACUCUGCUGAAAACGCCGAAACUGCUAUCUCUAAAUUCACCGGCUACAUGUACGGCGGACGUCCACUUGGAUUGACCUUUGUCAAAUACAACAAUGCCAACGGCAACGAGAUGGAAGGUCAAGAAGCUACCGAAGGCAUGACUCAAGAUCAGAUGAUGUGA
Exophiala viscosa is the source of this 1545-nucleotide messenger RNA. RefSeq names its product RNP domain protein. Gene Ontology annotation, cellular component: cytoplasm; nucleus; ribonucleoprotein complex. Gene Ontology annotation, molecular function: mRNA binding. The record is from RefSeq and is a predicted model, not a curated record. The transcript is spliced from 9 exons. Bases 1 to 1545 code for a protein of 514 amino acids. NCBI's taxonomy places the organism in Eukaryota, Fungi, Ascomycota, Eurotiomycetes, Chaetothyriales, Herpotrichiellaceae.